CAGCGCUCUGCCGCUGCGAGAGGAGGACCAGAAAUCUGCAGCUCACGGAGUGAAGAGAUCAAAAUGAUGCUGCCUGUAAAAAGGGAUUAAACUCUGGGCGCCACCUUGCUCGGAUCGGCUGCUGGUGGAUAACAUAGAUUUGCCACCGGGGGUUGAGAAAGGAGACAUGCCGUCGCUGAGCAUCCGUUGCGACGCCUGAGUGACCAUGAUGAAGACAGAAUCCACCUCCAAGAGCACCGGCUCUGGCUCAACGCUCAGGAGCCCAUCCCCGCACAGGAACGCAUACGAAGCGGGGAUGCAGGCCCUGAAGCCCGCCAAAGACAAUGCUGCCAACGGGGACAUGCAGGAUUGCCCCCGAGGGCGCAGGUACGGCUCCAACGUUCACCGUAUCAAAAACAUGUUCCAGCAGAUGACGACCACUUCCCCAGCCGAUGCAGAGGGAGAAGGAGAAGGAGAAGGAGAGGGAGAGGGAGAGGGAGAGGGAGAGGAGUGCGUCAGGACCGCCGACACAUCGGUGCGCCUCUCCCUCCCCAGAGCCGGGAGCCUGAACGAGAACGUGGACCACAGCGCGCUGCUGAAGCUCGGGUCCACCGUGUCUGAACGCGUUAGCAAGUUCGACAUCACGAAACCGGAGAAUGGGCACCCCAGGGCCUCAUCACCCAGCUACUCCAAGCUGCAGGAGACCCGCCGCAUCUUCGAGCAGCAGCUUGAGAGGCAGAUGCAGGAGAAGCUGCUGCAGCAGGAGAACCAGCAGGAGCAGGAGAACCAGCAGGAGCAGGAGAACCAGCAGGAGCAGGAGAACCAGCAGCAGCAGGAGAUCCAGCAGCAGCAGGAGAUCCAGCAGCAGCAGGAGAUCCAGCAGCAGCCAGAGAAGCUGGCCACCACCAGGGUCCUGCUGAAACCAGAAAAGCCCCCAGGCUACCAGGAAAGCAGGUUGGAACUGAUGGCUCGUUUCAACGGCAGCACAGAGUCCCUGGACAGCCUGGACUGCAGCGAGGCUGUGUCCCCGACAGUCAGCCAGCUCAGUGCAGUGUUUGAACGGGCAGCCGAGCUCCGAAACAACCUCCACCGCCUCUCAUCUACCCCACCACUCCCUUCCAGGGGGGUCAGCGCCAAGGUGGGUGUGUUGAACUCCAAAAUAAUCACAAAGAGGGUUUGUGCCUUUGCAGCAGGCAGCAAGGAGGAAGAUGCAAGCAAUCAAAUGGGCCAAGAGGGGCCUCAAAGGGGAACCAGGGGGAGGGCGACGCCUCCAUCUGAUAGCAUUAAUGGGGGUCAAAGCACACAAAACACUGAACUUUACAGUACUGUAGGAGAGCAACAUGAGAAGAGAGAAAAGACAGUUUCAGAUGCAGGGGUUGAGGUCAAAUCUGUGGAACACUAUGGGGCCAAUAAGGGGUCUAACAGCACAACACUGCAAGGUGACAUCCACAUCUCUGUGGAGAACGGAGACACCACUGCUGAGAAGCUUCGCUCUGGAAAGGGGGGUGAGACGGAGGAGGAAGACAGGACACUGGACCAGUCGGGGCGUGAUUCUGUGGAUAUCAGUACCUACAGCGCGGUGGGGGAGGACUUUGGAGGAAGCCAGGUGGAUGAGGAGGAAGAGGAGGAAGAUGAUUCCUACGAGCCAGAGUCCAGCUGUGCAGAGAUUAAUGGGCUGCCUGCGGAGGAGGACCCGCCCCCUUCAAGGAAGAUCCGCUUUAGCAUUGAGCCCAUCAAGGUUUUUGCCACUUACCCCAAUGAGGACUACGACAGGCGUAAUGAAGAUGUUGAUCCCAUGGCAGCGUCUGCAGAGUACGAGCUGGAGAAGAGGGUGGAGAGGCUGGACCUGUUCCCCGCAGAGCUGGAGAAAGAUGGUGAGGGUCUGGGCAUCAGUAUCAUCGGGAUGGGUGCAGGGGCUGACAUGGGCCUGGAGAAGCUGGGCAUCUUUGUGAAGACAGUCACGGAUGGAGGAGCAGCACAGAAGGACGGCAGGAUCCUGGUGAACGAUCUGAUUGUGGAGGUGGACGGGACCAGUUUGGUGGGAGUCACCCAGAACUUUGCCGCCUCCGUACUCAGGAACACCUCAGGAACCGUCAAGUUUGUGAUUGGUCGAGAGAAGCCGGGGGAGCAGAGCGAGGUGGCGCAGCUCAUCCAGCAGACCCUGGAGCAGGAGCGCUGGCAGAGGGAGGUGAUGGAGCAGCGCUACAACCAGUACAUGGACGACCAGGAGGGCGGAGAAUACGGCACAGACGAGGAAGAGGACGAGGAUGAGGAGGUGAGCCCGCCGUAUCCCAGCGCCAUCGAGGUGUUCGACCUGGCAGAGAACGAGGACAUGUCGCCCCUGGAGACGGACCCUGAGAAACUAGCACAUAAAUACAAAGAGCUCCAAAUAAAGCAUGCGGUGACCCAGGCCGAGAUCCAGCAGCUGAAAAGAAAGCUGCAUCACGCGGAGCAGGACAAGCAGCGCUGGCGGAUGGACAAGGCCCAGCUGGAGCAGACGCUGCAGGAGAACAAGGAGCGCAUGGACAAGCUGGAGGGAUACUGGAUGGAGGCGCAGAGCCUGUGCCAGGCGGUGGACGAGCACCUGAAGGAGACGCAGGCGCAGUAUCAGGCUCUGGAGCGCAAGUACAGCAAAGCCAAGCGUCUGAUCAAGGAGUAUCAGCAGAAGGAGAUCGAGUACCUGAAGAAGGAGACGCAGCGCUGUGCACAGGAUGGAGCCGAGGCCUCGCUACUGAAGGAGGAGUCCGGACAGCUUCAGGAGCAGGUGGCUGACCUGGAGUGCCGGGUGGAGGAGCUGAAAUCUGAACCUUUAUAAAAGCCUUUCGUCCGUUACCUCUCAGAAAGCAGAACUCCACCAGAGGAAGGAGAGAGAGAGAGAGAGAGAGUUAUUGUUCUCUCAAUGACCUGCAGGGUAUUUUCUCGUCACCACCUCGAGCUUGGUUUCCGGUCGCAUACUGUAUAUAUGUGUCCUCAGGCUUCUGCCACUUAACCCUUUUUAACCAUGUUUUUCUGUUUUAUGGGAACUGAAGAACAGCUUUAUCAUCACAAAUACAGACUCUGUUGAGCUCUAGGUGUACUGUUCCCUUUUCAUUUCCGCAGUUCAGUAUUUAAUCCAUAAUUUGUGGUUUUGUGACAGACCAAGCUGUUGCUUUUGAUUGCCAAAAAACAAAAUCCCUUUCUUUCUUUCGCCUAGUUUUGUGACCUUUUUUUUGUACAGAUGUGAUACUGUGUGGUUUUAACAAUCAGUUUGGUUUGUAAAAAAUUCAAAUAUGUGUAUAACAUUUUAACAUAAUAUAAACUAAUGAGAUUUGAGGGUUGUUGUAUAUUUUACAUGAUGAUGUGUAAAUUGGAGAUUGCACUGAAGGACACUUCAACAAGGUGCUUCACUGGAGCAGAGGGACAACGCGGGAACAAUGUUUUGAGGUGUCUUUGGAAUUGUACAAACUGUAAACCCAACCUUCGUAGGGGUCUUGUCGUCACUUAACCUUGAGAACCACCUGCUGCCUACCUUUCAGAAGUGUUUGUGUAUUUUUUUACACAUUAAGACUCAGUAAUGAGCGUUCAAUCCUCCGGUUUCAACCCCUUGCUUCUUUCAGAAAAAAAGGACCACAGAAACAAGCCUCCACAACUGCUGUGCCACAAAAUGGAUCUCUUUGUCCCUUAAAAAUGGAUGUUGUCAAAGAACUUGUGUAACUGGUAUUAGUUAGGACUACUGAUAUAAUAAACUAUACUGGACUGGGAUGUUAAAGAAGUCGUUACCAGCAGCAAAGUUAGAUUUAAAUAGCUUGUGUCUCGAACCAGCAGCUGCACUUGACACCGCUGUGUGUAGCACAUGGAAAACACUGCCAGGUUAAUCCCUGUUUUCAAUUUACGCACAGUUUAAAAUUGAGUCUACUUGUGUUGACUGUCAUACCAGUAUGUUUGUAUAGUUCAGGUAAGACUGAAGUAUUUUAAUUUUACUUAAUAUUUAUAAUAUAAUCAAGUGGGAAAUACGAGCUAACAAGGACAGAAACUGACAAAGGCAAUGUUCAAUGGACAGUCAAACUGUGCCAUUAAAAACAUGUAGAUCUGGAUGACUACAGAAACAAAUUUAAAGAUUAUUGAAUUGAAAAAAAAAACAGGCAUGUUAUGAGGAUUUUCAUAAUAUUAAGGCUUGUACAGUGCACAUGCUUUGCAUUGUAUGUUUUGUGGAAUAAAUGGUCAAAAGUGA
Trematomus bernacchii (emerald rockcod) is the source of this 4189-nucleotide messenger RNA. It is a transcript of the gene ppp1r9bb, whose product is annotated as protein phosphatase 1, regulatory subunit 9Bb. Gene Ontology annotation, cellular component: cytoplasm; actin cytoskeleton; dendrite. The transcript has 11 exons. Bases 206 to 2794 code for a protein of 862 amino acids. Gene Ontology annotation, molecular function: actin filament binding. Gene Ontology annotation, biological process: calcium-mediated signaling; neuron projection development; actin filament organization. The record is from RefSeq and is a predicted model, not a curated record. Lineage: Eukaryota; Metazoa; Chordata; Actinopteri; Perciformes; Nototheniidae.